CGUCGCGAUCAGACGGCGCGAAGAUGUUCGCGAUGGCAGCGGCCACUGCGCGGCGGUGCUGAGUGCGCGACUCGAGUGUGCACGAGCGCUGCAGCGUUCGCCCCCCGGCACCGCUGGACUCGGCGCGUUUCGUCCAGCGGCAGGAGGACCAUGCGCGACCCAUCGACAAAUCUCAAGCCGGGCGCUUGGCACUGGAUGUGUCUUCUUACCCUGAGCUUUCAAGCGUGGAUGUGCCAAGGCCACCUGAACCGGAGCAACUGCAACGACCUGUGGGUGCACCACAAGGUGCGCACUUCUGGCACCUACCAGAUCGACGUGGACGGCGACGGUCCCCUGAGGCCCAUCUGGGUAGAUUGCGAGAUGGGAGACGGCCGCGAGCUGUUCCAGGUGCUCACCGUCGUGCACCACGACCUCGAGGAGACGCUGCAGGUGCGCGGCAAGGAGCCGCCGGGCUCUUACUCGCGAAACGUCACUUACGGGGACGCGACCGAGCGACACUUGACGACACUCAUCGACAGCAUGUUCUCCUGCCAGCAGCUCGUCCGCUGGGACUGCAAGGGCGCCAUGUUCGGAUUCUGGUACCCGCCCGGACUCGACAGCUGGUGGGUUGGCCGGGACUGGCGGGACCAGUUCUACUGGGGCGGCGCCGAGACGGACAGCCGCAGCUGCGGCUGCCACCCGCACUGCCUGCGCACGCGGCGCAACUCGACGUGCAACUGUGACGCCAACGUCAAGCAGGUGUGGCUGGAGGACGCGGGCCUCCUGCUGGACGCCCGGCGGCUGCCCGUGCUGCAGCUGCGCUUCGGCGACACCGGCGAGGCCAACGAGGCCGGCAAGCACACGCUCGGGCCGCUCGUCUGCCGAGCCACGGGUCACGUCGUGGACGUAUUGCGCGGUUUGCGCGUUAGAAGUGUCCACGAAGUGUCCACGAGCUUCGCGACUCCCGGCAGACGUGUUCCGCGGCAGCUUCGUGGCGCCGGUGACGAUCACGAGCUCGGGCUACCCGUCCUCGUACCCGCCGCCCUUCCACCGCUACCUGUGGAGCGUGUCAGUGGAGCCCGGCGACGUGAUGGAGCUGGUGUUCCUCGAGUACGACGUGCUGCACUGGGGCGCCUACGCGGCCGUGCCGGGCUGCCGCGCCGCGGUGCGCGCGUCGGCGUGGCGCCACUCGGACGGCGCCCGGUUCGCCAUCGAGCGCCAGGGCGACGCGCCGCCCUACCUGGUCACCGACGGCUCGCGCACGCUCGUCAACCUCACGCUCACCACCUGCAACCAGGUCCUCAAGAAGCAGCUCACCAAGCGGGGCUUCAUGGCCGAAUUCAGGAGGGCCGAGUGUGCCGGGUGCGAAGCAGGGCUCGGCGUCAACGGCUCGCAGACGAUCUGCAGUGCGCCGUGUGGCAUCAUCUCUUCGUACGGCUACCCGUACCCGCUGGUGUCGUACGAGCCGAGCGGCCACUACCGGCACACGUGGCUUCUCCGGGUGUCGCCGGGGCGCGUGGUGCGGCUGCAGUUCAACGACUUCGAUGUGGCCCCGAGUCCCGGCGCGCGGACGUGCAACACCGACUGGGGGCUCGUGUCCAUCUACAGCGGCGACAACGUGAGCGACACUUGGAGCCUCGUGGGCAGCUACUGCAACCUCAACCGCCAGGGAGUGGUCUUCUCCGAGACGAACGUCAUGAGCGUCGUCUUCCACGACCGCUUCCGCAAAAUCGGAAACUCCAGAGGAUUUCACGCAACCUACAAGGAGUUCCUACCCGCGCUGGUGCCAAAAACAGGCAACUCUUCUCGGCUGGUCAACGUGGCCCGGGGCAAGCCGGCGCAGCAGAACACCACCCACGAACACUACGAGGCUCAGCUGGCGGUGGACGGCAACGAGGAACCGUCCAUCUCCGCCGGCUCCUGCGUCUCCACACAGUUUAUCCAGGACCCCUGGUGGCAGGUGAACCUGCAGAAGGAGCACUUGGUGCACGCCGUCGAAAUACACAACAUCGUGGACGCGGGCCCGCCGGAGCCGCCGAGCGCUUGGCCUCCCGGCGCGUACGCCCUGCCGAUGCCCGUGUCCGGCUGCCCGUCGGCGUCGGGCUUCACUUGGCACACGGGCUGCCGCUUCCACGACAUCGUCUACGACGUCGUCGAGGACGACAAGAUCCGCCACUGGAGCGACGGCAUCAAGCUCGAAGGAGGCCUGCAGGAAGGCGGUGGGGUCAAGCAGUGCUUCUGCGUCAAGAAAGAGGAUGCGCCUCCCAGCAGCAACGCGACUUCCUGGCCACCGGGAAACUACUGCAUUCUGCAGACGCCACUCUGGGCCGGCAGGUGGGCGACACGUGUCCCGAGGGCUUCCCGAGCGGCGGCCACGUGACCUGGAUCGACCGGCGGCCCUCGGACCCGGAGGCGCGCAACCGUGCCGAGGGGUUCCUGCCGCGGGGCCGAUACACGGCGCACAACACGACGCUGUACUUCUGCUGCCGGGCCGACGGCAGCGUGGACGCGGCCGUGCGGCUGCCCACCGACCUGCCCUUCUACCUUCUGCAGUACGACGGCGGCGCGUGCCAGAAGGUGCAGGGCAUGUCCGUGUUCGAGCAGUCGUUCCACUUCAUGGAGGACGAGCUGGGCGCCCGGAUGACCGCCGACGCGGACCUACACGGCGGCGUGCCCAAGUUCAGAGAGGGACACCCGCGGGUGGACUCGACGCUCUUCGACCGGGGACUCGUGCUCUACUACUGCUACUACGACGUGGCGGCCAGCCUGCGCGGCUUUCGCGUGCUGGUGGACAACACGGGCCUGGUGUCCACCUUCGAGCGGUACUACGACGAGCGCAACUACGGCAUCCCGCACGCCGUCGAGGAGGACUUCCUGCACGCGUACACGUGCGCCGUGUACCCCGUCACCGAGCCGGCGUUCCGCGUGCUGCGGCUCAACUGCAGCCAGCCCGUGCUCGGCCAGUACGUGACGCUGCAGGUGUUCGGCCGCCGGGACACGCUGCGCUUCUGCGAGUUCAAGGUGUUCGCCGAGGAGUCGUGCGGGCAGCCCCUGGGCCUGGCCUCGGAGGAGAUCUUCGACACGCAGCUGCUGGCCUCGUCGGUCGACGACUCCGGCCAGUUCCACUUCACCAACGCGCGCCUCAACGCCGAGCACGGGUGGUGCGCGUCGGCCGCUGACAACCAGAAGUACAUACAGAUCGACCUGCAGAACCACACGCACGUCACAGGCGUGAUACUGCAAGGUAUGAACACGCCCGUCAAGAGUGGCUACGUCAUGGCCUUCCAGCUGACCUUCAGCAACGACAGCAUUUACUGGACGUCGGAGGAACAGCCCGUGGGCCACCGAAAGGUGUACGAGUGCCAGCAGUGCGAGCUGUCCACGUUCAACGCAGACCAGGCCGUGCGCUACAACCUGCUGCGCAGCAUCGUCGCGCGCUACGUCAAGCUGCAGCUGCUGCGCUGGAAGCGGGCUCCCUGCCUGCGCCUCGAGCUGGUCGGCUGCCGGUCGCAGGUGAACUGCGGCGCGGUGCUGGAGGCCCCCGAGGGCUCGAUAGCGUCGCCCAGCCACCCGUUCUACUACGGCCAGGACAAGAGCUGCUGGUGGAAGAUCCUGCCCCCUGCCGGCAAGCACGUGUGGCUCAGCUUCGUCAUCUUCGACCUCGCGCGGAGGGAAGCGCCCUCUCGCGCAGGCCAGUGCCAGGACCAACUGCUGCUGUGCCCUGGCCGCGACCCCAACAGCAACUGCUCCGACUCGAUCCUGUCGCCCGACGGUCAGACCUUCCCCAAGGAGAUCAUCUCCAACGGCCCCAUGGAGAUUCACCUCAAGACGUGCUUCCGCUACUCGCUCAGCAGGUUCAGCGGGUUCUACGCCACCUACAAGUUCACCGACUGCCCGGGCUGCGGCAUGGGCGACUACCACUGCGCGGCGGUGCACGUGUGCGACGCGCACUGCGGCCACGUCUUCUCCAUCGACUACCCGAAGCCGUACGUGAACAACCACCGUUGCGCGUGGCUCAUCGUGGCCCCGCCGUCGCACUACAUCAACGUCACGUUCGAGGACUUCGACCUACCGAGCGCCGAGCACUGCGCGUCCGACUACCUGGAGUUCUACGACGGUCGGGACCAGGAGCAGGAGAACCUCAUCGGCCGCUACUGCAACCACUCGAUGCCCCCUCGCAACGUGGUCUCCAGCUGGAACACGCUGUCCAUCGUCUUCUCCACGGACGGCAAAGGCACGGGACGCGGGUUCGCCCUGUCCUACCAGUCGCUCAGUUUCCAGCUGCCGGCGGACCUCAACCAGCUGUACUUCGACAACCCGCAGGAGUGCCCGCAGCAGUGGAAGUUCUACAACGACCACUGCUACAACAUGUACGAGGAGCCGGACCCGCUUCAGUGGUACGAGGCCGAGGCCAAGUGCGCCGCCUGGGGCAAGGGCCGCUCGGGGCACCUGGUCAGCAUCCUGGACGAACGCGAGAUGGCCAUCAUACACUACUUCCUCACCGACAUUUGGAAGGCGCACAGGAAGUCGCUCUACAUCGGUCUGACCGAUGCCGCGGGCGAAGGCUUCUACCGCUGGAGCGACGGUAACCCCAUGAGUUAUUCAGACUGGUAUGUUAGGGCGUACGCGGGCCACGGCCUGUCGUCCCAGCCGGACUGGGUGGCGUACGAGGACUGCACCAUGCUGCGCGUGGACAGCGGCCACUCGACCGCCCACUGGCACGACAUCCCUUGCUCGCUGGGCAAGCAUUCCCUGGGCACGCUGAACCGCGCCGCCGAAGCGCUGGCCGGGUGGCGCCAAAUGGAGGAGCUGCCCAUCACCACCAUCAGCGCCUACAUCUGCAAGAUGAGCAGCCACAAGGCCGACAACGCCCCUGGCCCCCCACCGUUGUACCGGCACAUGAAGGCACACGUGGGCGAGGUGCGGGUGGCGCCAGAGAAGUACUUCGUGUGCCGCAACAAGGAGGUCAUCUCGGUGGUCAACGUCUGCGACGGGGUGCACGACUGCCGCGACAGGUCGGACGAGAGCGGCUGCGGGGUGACCUGUCCUGACGGCAGUUUUCGGUGCGCGAGCGGAAAAUGCGUCUCCAUCGGCGCGUUCUGCGACUUCAAGGACGACUGCGGCGACUCUUCGGAUGAAAGCCAAUGCGACUACAUUGAAUGCAACAGAACGGAAUUCCGCUGCAAGAACGGACAGUGCAUCUCAAUCGCUCACAGAUGUGACCUGCUGUCAGACUGCCACGACAAUUCUGACGAGCAGGACUGUCUCGGUCAGUGCAACGUGAACGUGACAUUCCAGUGCUACGACGGCACUUGCAUUCCUAAGAACGCCGUCUGCGAUGGGCACCGGGACUGCCCUGGCAAGUACCACGAGGACGAGCAGGAUGGAUGUCACUUGAUAAAAGAAGAAGACCGCCAAGGUCUCGAGGAAGAGAAAAAGAAGUGUGACAACAAACCGCGCAAGACGUGCGAGGACCUGUUCGUGCAGGACGGCAUCCGGCGCAGCGGCCACUACCUGAUCGACGCGGACGGCGCCGAGGGGCCGAUCUUGCCGUUCCGCGUGCACUGCAUCAUGGGAUCGACGGUGGAGGACGUGCGCACGCUGGUGCACCACGACUCCGAGCAGAGGAUCUACGUGCGCUCGGGUGUCGAGGGCGCCUACGCGCGGCCCAUCACCUACGAGGUCGGCUGGGCGCAGAUGCGCGCGCUCAUCGGGGUGUCCCAGAGGUGUCGGCAGUACGUCAAGUGGGAGUGCAGCGGCGUGGGCGCGGGCUUCGGCUACGCGGACGAGCGGCCCCUGUCGUGGUGGGAGAGCGUGGACGGCGACCCGCAGUUCUAUUGGGGCGGCGCAUCGGAGAACCUCACGUGUGCCUGCUACCCGGACUGCUUCAGCCCCGACCAGCGCUGCAACUGCGACUCGAGCUCCGAGUUCCACUGGCUGGAGGACCAAGGCUACAUCGCCAGCAAGGAGAUGCUGCCCAUCAGAAAGCUCCGUUUCGGCAACACGUACAAGACUGGACAAGCAGGUUACCAUACCAUAGGUCCUCUGGAAUGCUUCAAGCAAGUAACAUCGAUGGAGGAAUGCGAUUCCUCGCAGAACUACUUGCGGUGCCGGACAGGUCAUUUUGUCAACAUCAGCACCAGGUGCCUGUACGGGUUCGACCAGUUCGGCUUCCAGGCGGGCUGCCGGGACGUGUCCCAUCUCCGUGGAUGCGAGCACGUGGUCUGUCCGGAGGACUACGUCAAGUGCGCGAGGUCGUACUGCAUUCCGUCGCACUUCCUGUGCGACGGAAAGUGGGACUGCAUCGGCGGCGAAGACGAAAUCGAAUGCAGCAAGUACACGUGCCCGGGCCGCUACAAGUGCCGCAACCAGAGUUCGUGCGUGGCCCUGCACCAGCUGUGCGACGGAACCCGCCAGUGCAAGCACGGGGACGACGAGCACCUCUGCGACCUCCGGUGCCCGGCCGCGUGCCAGUGCAGGGGUCACUUCGUCAAGUGCAUCGAGAAGAACUUGGUCGCGCUCCCCGACGACCUGUCCCACCUGGUUCGAAAGCUAAAUUUCAGCUUCAACCGCCUGGAUAUACUCAAGUCUAAUUUCUCGCCUUUUAAGAGACUGGGUGAACUGAUAUUGCAGUACAAUGGACUGACCGUGUUGCCGUCGAACAAGUUUAUCGAACUGAAGAACCUGUACCUCCUGGACUUGAGGAACAACCGCAUUGUUCAGAUAGAGACUGCCGCUUUUGCUGGCCUGAAGAACGUAAGAUUCCUACACUUGGAAAACAACCCAAUUCUGUCUGAAAUUAAGGCUGGCGCGUUUGUCGGCCUCAACAAACUGACCUUCCUAAACCUAAGCGGCAUGGCUCUUUCGGGGCUCAAGAGAAACACUUUCGUGGGCUUGGACCAAGUGACGACACUGAAUCUGCGGAACAACAAGCUGCAGUACGUGGAAGACGGAGCGUUUCAGGGAUUGAAGAGCGUCACCAGCUUGGACAUACAGGGCAACGACAUCCAACACUUCUCUCACGAAAUGUUCCACGGCCUGCACUCUCUGGAGUCUCUCUUCAGCGACUCGUUCAAGUUCUGCUGCCUGGCGUCGCCCCAAGUGUCCUUCGACUACUGCCUGCCGCCGGCCGACGAGAUCUCGUCGUGCGAGGACCUCAUGAGCAGCCCCGUGCAGCGCUCCUUCCUCUGGGUGCUGGGAGUGGUGGCGCUGCUGGGCAACCUGUUCGUCAUCGCGUGGCGCCUCAAGACCAAGAACUCGAACCCGGUGAGCUCGACGCUCAUCCUGUCGCUCGGCUGCGCCGACCUGCUCAUGGGCGUCUACCUGAUCGUCAUCGCGAGCGUGGACAUCUACUACCGCGGCCGCUACAUCCAGAACUCGGACGUGUGGCGCGCCAGCGCCCUGUGCAAGCUGUGCGGCUUCCUGUCGACGCUGUCCAGCGAGAGCUCCAUCUUCACGCUGGUGCUCAUCACGGCCGACCGGCUCAUCUGCAUCUCCUUCCCCUUCUCCGUGGUGCGCUUCGGGCUGCGGCGGACCUACCAGCUCAUCGCGGCCGCCUGGGCCACCGCGGCCGCCAUCGCCGCGCUGCCGCUCGUCGUGCAGCCGUACUUCCAGGGAGAGUUCUACGCGCGCUCGGGCGUGUGCCUGGCGCUGCACAUCACGAGCCAGAAGCCGUCCGGCUGGGAGUACUCGGUGGCCGUGUUCUUCUGCGCCAACCUCUUCGCCUUCGCCAGCAUCGUGGCCGCGUACGCGUACAUGUACCUCAGCAUCCGGCGCUCCAAGACGGCCGUCAAGCGGCACACGGCGCGGCCCCCGCAGGCCGCCGACAGCCUGGUCGGCCGCCAGAUGGCGCUCAUCGUGUUCACCAACUCGCUCUGCUGGUUCCCCAUGAUCGUCAUGGGGCUCAUGGCCAUGUCGGGCGUCCGCAUACCGGGCGAGGCGUACGCGUGGACGGCCGUGUUCGUGCUGCCCGCCAACUCGGCGGCCAACCCGCUCAUCUACACCAUCGCAUCGCUGCGGUUCCGCUUGUUCCUGCUGCGCGUCGGGCUAGCCCGCAAGAAGCACUCGCUCUCCUUCAGCAAGGCGAUUGCCCACGCGAGCAACGGAGGAGCCCCGCGGCGGGACCGCGGGGCGUUCCGGCCGCCGCACGGCUACGUGCCGCUCAUGCAGCUCCUGCGCUCGGAGCCACGCGUCACGCCCCACCAGCUGCUGCAGGUCGCCGUGGGCGUCAGCGAGGUGCUGUGCGAGCUGCACGCGCAGAACUACGCGCUCGGAGGAAUCAACGUCGACUGCGUCUUCGUCGCCCUCGAGAAUCCCAGUAAGCUGCAUGUCUAUUUGCCGGACAUUAAUGCGUACCGCAUAGACUCCAACAGCUACAAUACCAACGACACAGCUGCAGACAUGGAAGAGUUCGGGGGACUUGUCAAGAAGAUGCUUCGAGCAUACCAUGUGUCGCAACGGGCAAGGGAGUCAUCCAACCAGUGAGACCUCUACCCCACCAGGAUUCAGUCAUUCACUCAAGUGGACACUCUUGUCACUUUGUACAUAUCUUUUAAUAAAAGAAAAUUUCUUAGGCA
Dermacentor albipictus is the source of this 8555-nucleotide messenger RNA. RefSeq lists its product as uncharacterized. The record is from RefSeq and is a predicted model, not a curated record. Gene Ontology annotation, cellular component: plasma membrane. Lineage: Eukaryota; Metazoa; Arthropoda; Arachnida; Ixodida; Ixodidae. Gene Ontology annotation, molecular function: protein binding; G protein-coupled peptide receptor activity. Gene Ontology annotation, biological process: adenylate cyclase-activating G protein-coupled receptor signaling pathway; activation of adenylate cyclase activity; hormone-mediated signaling pathway.